GCAAUAAAGUAAAGGACCAUAUUCCAAAAACAGGCAAUAAAGUAAAGGAGGCUAUUCCUAAAAUAGGCAAUAAAGUAAAGGACCCUUUUCCUAAAAUAGGCAAUAAAGUAAAAGACCCUAUUCCUAAAAUAGGCAAUAAAGUAAAAGACCCUAUUCCUAAAAUAGGCAAUAAAGUAAAAGACCCUAUUCCUAAAAUAGGCAAUAAAGUAAAAGACCCUAUUCCUAAAAUUGGCAAUAAAGUAAAAGACCCUAUUCCUAAAAUAGGCAAUAAAGUAAAGGACACUAUUCCUAAAAUAGACAAUAAAGUAAAAGACCCUAUUCCUAAAAUAGGCAAUAAAGUAAAAGACCCUAUUCCUAAAAUUGGCAAUAAAGUAAAAGACCCUAUUCCUAAAAUAGGCAAUAAAGUAAAAGACCCUAUUCCUAAAAUAGGCAAUAAAGUAAAAGACCCUAUUCCUAAAAUAGGCAAUAAAGUAAAAGACCCUAUUCCUAAAAUAGGCAAUAAAGUAAAAGACCCUAUUCCUAAAAUAGGCAAUAAAGUAAAAGACCCUAUUCCUAAAAUAGGCAAUAAAGUAAAAGACCCUAUUCCUAAAAUAGGCAAUAAAGUAAAGGACACUAUUCCUAAAAUAGGCAAUAAAGUAAAAGACCCUAUUCCUAAAAUAGGCAAUAAAGUAAAAGACCCUAUUCCUAAAAUAGGCAAUAAAGUAAAAAAAGACCCUAUUCCUAAAAUAGGCAAUAAAGUAAAAGACCCUAUUCCUAAAAUAGGCAAUAAAGUAAAAGACCCUAUUCCUAAAAUAGGCAAUAAAGUAAAAGACCCUAUUCCUAAAAUAGGCAAUAAA
Molecule: messenger RNA, 836 nt
Organism: Candidula unifasciata
Lineage: Eukaryota; Metazoa; Mollusca; Gastropoda; Stylommatophora; Geomitridae
Source: the annotation of a GenBank genome assembly